Messenger RNA from Trichomycterus rosablanca, 4785 nucleotides. It is a transcript of the gene toporsb, whose product is annotated as topoisomerase I binding, arginine/serine-rich b. Gene Ontology annotation, biological process: protein polyubiquitination; protein monoubiquitination. Gene Ontology annotation, molecular function: ubiquitin protein ligase activity; metal ion binding. The coding region runs from base 148 to 3042 and encodes 964 amino acids. The transcript has 3 exons. Lineage: Eukaryota; Metazoa; Chordata; Actinopteri; Siluriformes; Trichomycteridae. The record is from RefSeq and is a predicted model, not a curated record.
AAACCAGUUAAUGAAUCUUUGUUGUUUUAUUGAUGUAUAUAAUCAUGUAUAGUUGAUCAUUUAACGUAUGUGUGUAAUCACGGAGAUUGUGGAUGUUUUAAAGCUGUAUUGUAGCAGGAGUUCGGGCAGCAGUAGCAGUCUGAGGUGAUGGCGCCCGCCAAGAUGAAGCUGCGCACGAGGAAGAAGGAGAGCCGCUCGUCGAAGUCCUCCCAGCAGCAGGCGCUCCGGCCCGAGACGUCCCCGGACUCCAAGUGUCCCAUCUGCCUGGACCGCUUCGUGAACGUGGCGUCGGUGGAGCGCUGCCUGCACCGCUUCUGCUUCCGCUGCAUCCGCGAGUGGGCGAAGAACAAGGCCGAGUGUCCGCUGUGCAAGCAGCCGUUCCGCUCCAUCUUCCACUCGGUGAGGGCCGAGAACGACUUCAAGGAGUUCGUGGUGCUGGAGAGCAGCGCGGAGAACGCGACCACGUCCGGCUCCACCGCCGUCACGACCAGCACGCCCACGGUCGCGACGCCCCCCGCGGGCCAAAACGAGGCGGAGAACGGCGCGUCUCGGACCCGCCGCUCCGCCGCGGUGAGGGCCAGGGAGAGGCGGAGAGCUCGAAACCCCGCCCCCUCCGGUUCCUCGUUGGACGAGGUGGCGCUGCACGAUCUGUUGCCGUGGCUGCAGCGGGAUCGAGUCAUGGGAGUGGGCCAGCUCCGCCCCUUCCUGCUGGCGCGCACCGACCACAUACUGCACGAGUUGGUGAACUUCGCCCGCUCUAUCGAAGCCAUGCAGUGCCCCCCUGCCCCGAGCUAUGAGGAGGACAGCGGCUCUCCGUCGUCCAUCAUCAACAUCUCGGAGGACGACGAUAGCGACGAGCCCGGUGUUAGUGAGGUGGCCACGCCGGAUCGCGUCGCUUCUGCUCCGGUGCCAACCAGCAGCGAAAUCUCGCUCAGCCAGUCGGCGUGGGACGACGAGACUCCUGGUCCUUCCUACUCCACCCUGAGCCAGCUGCAGUCGGAGGCUGCGGAGUCUGGUGCGAGCCAGCCAGGCGGAACCGGCGGUGCUGCGGAGCGUCGUGAGCGGAACGACGACGACGAUGCAGAAGAGUGCAUGAUCGUGGGCUACGUGAAGCCAAUGGCCGAACGGACCCCCGAGCUCGUGCAGCUCUCGUCUGAUACCAGCGAGGAGGAGCAGGAUAAGGAGGCGCCCGCCACCGAGGCGCCAAAGGCGGUGGCGAAGGUGGAACCGUCGCUGCCCGUUCAGGCGCCGCCUGCGCCCUCUCCGAAGUCGUUCCCCUCCACAUCUCACACAGACAACGCAGAGCGGGGCGCACAGAAACCCUCCCGUCACAGGAGGCAGGGCCACACCCGCGGGCGCGGGAUCAGAACCCGUUCCCGCUCCAGCAGUGACAGCUCGGCGCCGGGCGGCCGCCCCAGGAGAUCGGACCGGCCGCGCGCCAGAUCGUUUCACAGGGAGGCGAAGAGGCGCGGUCAGCACUCCCUACAGCUCGUCUCCGUGGACAGAGACGGCUCGUCCGACGAGGACCUCGCCCGCCCUCCUGAGAAAUCCUCCUCGCCCUUCUCGCCCUGGGAUUCGCCCGGGCACAAGAGAGCCAGAGACGAGAGGGAGAGGAGGAGGAGAACCAGGAAGCGGGAGCGACAGAGCGAGAGGAGUCGCUCCCCUCGUGACUCGCGCCGGCGUGACCGCGCGCUCCGCCUGCGCACCAGCAGCACCAGCAGCGGCGCCGAGUCGCACGCCGAGAAGCCCGCCGGGAAACGCAAGUACAAGACGCGGCACCUGGAGAGAAGGGUUCGGCGCAAGAGCGGCAAGGAGUCCAACGGGAGGGAGCGGAGCCCGAGCGUGGAGAUCGUCUACGAGCGCCCGGCCUCAGACGCGCACGCCCACCGCUGGAGGAAAAACAGACACAAGAAGAAGAGCCGGAGAAGAACCAGAGAGCUGAACUCGCCUACCAUCAUCACCAUAGACAGCGACAGCAGUAAUGACAAAAAACACCCCGCUGACUGUCAGGACCUGUUAACGGAGGACUAUCUCACGGACUGCAAGGAGAAGAGCGCAGAUGCUAACAGCUGGAGGACAGUUAACCACAAAGAGUUCAGCAGUCGCACCACUGACCACGCAGAACGCCUAACGGACCUCGCCGAUCGCCUCGUUGGCUUUCGGGACCCGACGUUAGGUGUUGGUCACACCAUCGACCCUGUUUCGGAGGUUGGCGGUCGCACCACGGGCUACCAGCACCUUAGAGAUCAGACCUCAAAGACGGCUAGUUGCGCCGAUAACCAUCAGGUCAGUGAUAAAGGCAGGAAGGCGAAGGACUAUGUGGACCCUCGUGUAGAGGGUUGUGGUCACACUACUGACAGUCUGGACAGCAGGGUAGACUUUAGAGACGGACCGGCGGCGGUAAGCAGUAGCACUUUUGACCAUCAAAGCCGUAAAAUGAGUUCAGGCGGUCACACCACUGACUACCUUGGCGUUACAGGGCUUAGCGACAGCUUGGCUGACCACGCCUGUGUUUUAGGUGCUAGCGGUCACACGGCUGACUCUAACCGCUCUGGUGCGGACACUGACGACCAGGAUCGUGACCACGCAGCUGAUUUAAAUGACUGUACUAUGGGGGGUGGAGAUGACACCAGGGACUAUAAAGAGCGCAUUAAAGGGGUGAGCCGUCACGCCGCAGAAGGGGUUAGCUCCAGUUCAGUCAGCAGUGACACCGGUAACGAGGCUAGCAGUCGCACCACUCCGGACUUUAAUGACUGUGCAGUCGAUUUCCAGGACGCCGGUGAGUCCCUAAAUUCCCUCUCCGGUCGGUCCGCGGACAGUCUGAACCUGGAGCACUUCAUGGUGGACAUAGUGAACCCGAAGCAGCCGAACAGGAGAGACGAUCCCGUUUCGGUGACCAGGCUGUCAGACAGACGGCUGCUCGAACUGGAGGACAGUCUGACCGGUGAGGGGCGAGACCAAAGGGACCAAUCGCAGGCUGAGAACGAGCCUGAAACGACGAGUGACGCGCGCGCCGGCGCGGCGCCGAGCUCUGAUGUAUAGUAGAACCGCGCGUUAGCCAGAUCGUUUCUCAUGUUGAUUAUCGUUCAGCUUUGUUAUAACCUGACGGACUCAAUUCCAGAUGUGCACAAAAAGAAAAACAAACAUUUCUUUGUACUGUUGACGCUUAUUAUUUAUAAUGCCUGCGGUAAUGAGAGGAACCGUCCUCAGACCGACUCCAGCGCCGCCCCGCUGCGCCACAGAACACACCGAUCACACCAGACGUACGCUGUCCAUCUAAAGCUCAGGGAACAUGUGGCACGUGUCCACUUUCUUAAUGAACACCACGCCUUUUAACACCUGGUAGGCGGCCCUAAUGAACCGGAAGGUUGUUGGCUGUGGUUGUAGCUAACUAGCUAACGAAAGUAUCCGCAUUCAUGAUACUGGGUUCUAAUAAGACAGAGACUGAUGGUGCGUUCGCUCCGGCAGCGACGUUUCGUCUCGUCGCCCAAAUCAUUGAUCGCUCGAUGUGUCUGUGUGUGUUUCUGAACUCCAGCUGGUCUCUGAUUGAGAUGGUUUCACUGGCCUCAUCGAUAUAACAGAUUUAACUGGCUAGUAUCUACAGAAUGUAUAAAAAAAAAACAAUCUGACCACAAAUCAGGUACAAAUCAGAUACCUUCUCACCCAGUUUUUACCAUACAUGGUGUAGGACGGGGUUGUUUGACACUGCAAUGAGUUUAGUACAAUUAUCUAGGAACCAAAGAAGGAGCUAAAGCGAGUACCGCUCUGCUCAAUACUCAGUUCCUAUCUGUAAUCACAACGUCCCGUCAUCCCUAAUUUGCAUCAAGUUAACCUGUCUAAGCAAAUGAGGGUUAAGGGCCUUGCUCAAGGGCCCAGAAGUUGCAACCUGGUAGUGGUGGGGUUUGAACCACCGCUAAGCUACAAGUAAGUGAAAAUGAAUGAUGUCUGGCCGCUUGGGUGCUUGUUGUCGGUGUGAAUGCUCAGUUCCUUCUGGUAAUAGCCACGUCUAAUGAGCCAGUGAUAGCUCAGUGGUUAAGGUACUGGACUAGUAAACAGAAGGUUGCCGGUUCAAGCCCCGCCACCACCAAGUUGCCACUGUUGGGUCCCUGAGCAAGGCCCUUAACCCUCAAUCGCUCAUCGUGUUCCGCUCAUCGUGUAAGUCGCUUUGGAUAAAAGCGUCCGCUAAAUGCUGAAAAUGAAAUGAAUGAAAUCUCUUGCUCAGCUUUGUUCACGGUGCCUCCUGUUGUCAGAAAUCGUCACUCUAAUUAGAAAAUCGAAGACACCCGGGUGCUUUGUGGCGUUGCGUCACUGCCGGUGUGAACACAAGGUCAGACGAGGUUGCGGUCAGGGCUCUGCACAGGCCUCUAAAAUUCCACAACACCAAAUAAUGACAAGUAGGUUUUGUUUUAUGCUUGAUCAGAACUACACAAAAGAUAGCAGCGUCACCGAUGAUGCAAUGAGCCAGUGUUCGUCAAUAGAGUGGUGGUUCGGCGGGUGGAAACCCCUUGACGAUGAGAGCGGUCAGAACACCACUGCCUGACCGGGUUUCGAAUGUGCCACUCUGUGUGAUCUCCAGUUGAUCAGCCGUUCUCCAACUCGAACCAGCUCAUCUGAUGCCAACAAUCAUGCCAGUCUCAAAAUCUCUCAGAUGUUUGAUGUGAAGAUGAAGUGAAGAUCUCUCUGUGUCUGGAUGAUUUUAUACGCUGUUCUGAUUAAAUAAUGACGUGAAUGAGCAGGUGUACCAGUGUUCCUAAUAAAGUGGCCGGGGUGUGUAUGUACAAAUCA